Molecule: messenger RNA, 1020 nt
Organism: Vicia faba (fava bean)
Lineage: Eukaryota; Viridiplantae; Streptophyta; Magnoliopsida; Fabales; Fabaceae
Source: the annotation of a GenBank genome assembly
AUGUGGAGUUCAAAAGUAGGAAGCAAGAAACAUACACAUUCAUUUCGAUGCGAAGAUCCAAUUAGUCCAAACCAUAAGAAAAAUCUUCAUGACAGAACGAAGAACAAUCAUAAUUUUGUGAUAAGGGAGGUUCCAAUACAUAAAGUGUUCAAUGUAGAACAUUGUACUAAUAAUACUAGCAGAGACUUUUCGGAUUUCGUGGAAGGAAAGAAUUAUUCUUCUACAGGCAUGAAUGGCUCAGACUAUGAUACGCCGGAGCUGGUUGUUUUUAUUCAAGAGGAUCGUCAUCAGCAAUACGUGAAGGACAUUUGCAUUGACAGAAGAAUUUCACCAGAGAGAAAGUGUGAUAUGAAUGGAAGUAGAACAAGUGAUUUAAAUCUAGGAAUCAUGGAAACAAUGUCGAACAAUUUUUUUCGACCGAAUUGUGCCUCUCAACAUCCUUCCUUUAAGGAAGCUAUGAAAGUGCAUGGUUUCAGAAACUUGAUGAAAAGUGAAAUGGAACUUGCUUUAGGAGACAGGCUUACAAUUGAUCAUCACCUUACAAAGAAGACAACAUCCGAGACACUUAGAGAGGCUUUUAAAAGGGAAAGAAACUUGACUAGGUCCUUUGAGAAUCGGCAAAGAAAUUCGAUUUUAGGAACAAGUGGAAGCAGAGUGGAGUUUCCACCACAUUGCAGAAAGUGUCUACAAGUGAAUGACAGAAACGUGUAUAGACCAGAUAUAAGUUACUUACAAAGUCUAACAACAAUUUCUGAACAAAGAAAAGUUGAUUGUUCUGAAGAGAUUUCUAAUAAUGCCUUAGAAUCUCAAUCUGGUUCAACACCAUGUAUUUCUCAUGCAAAGAACUCUAGCAUUGCCUCUCACCAAUCUAAUGGUAGCAUAGGCAGUGCAAAUUCAUUUUCUUUUCCCAUAUUACCUGUGGAAUGGGUUGGAAGUCCAGUGAAAAUGAUGGAAGCUGAUAAAAGUCUAUCAAGAAAGCAUGGAUGGGGGAAGAUAUGGUUACCAUGUUGUUGUGAUUAG